This is a messenger RNA of Selaginella moellendorffii, 1892 nucleotides long. Its product is annotated as probable inactive ATP-dependent zinc metalloprotease FTSHI 3, chloroplastic. NCBI's taxonomy places the organism in Eukaryota, Viridiplantae, Streptophyta, Lycopodiopsida, Selaginellales, Selaginellaceae. Gene Ontology annotation, biological process: proteolysis. The record is from RefSeq and is a predicted model, not a curated record. The coding region runs from base 41 to 1831 and encodes 596 amino acids. The transcript is spliced from 4 exons. Gene Ontology annotation, molecular function: ATP hydrolysis activity; ATP binding; ATP-dependent peptidase activity. Gene Ontology annotation, cellular component: chloroplast thylakoid.
UCUUACCAAAUGCCCUACCUUCUAGGUAGCGAGAGCCGGAAUGAAUGCUGCGUGCUAUGGAUUCCACAAGGUCUCCACCACAGGUACACUUUUCACUACCUCGAGCUCGGAUAGUUUCCAUAGAGCGCGGCUAUGGCUUCACAGUAGUAGGGCUAGCGGCGGUGGAGGCGAAAAGAGAUGCCGGUUAAGCUUGAGGUGUUCCUCGUAUCAAAGCGAGCACAACUUUGGAAGAAGACCUCUAGCGGUAAUCGGCAGGAACAGUAGCAGCAGCAGCAGCAAUGACGGGAAGAGAGAAAUCCAGGCAACAAGAAAGCCAUGGCUUCGAGUUCUACGAGUUAGAAUGCGGCUAUGGCGGAGGUCGGUUAAGAGGCUCUUUUUGUGGUUCUCGGCCGCGAGAUUCUCGAGAGCUUUGAGGAAGAACUGGAGGGGUAUUUUGGGCGGAGGAUUUGUAGCAUGCCUCUUCACGGCCGGGAGUUUUUUGGUCCAGCUCUCGGCUGCUACUGCUCCGACCAGCGUUUCUUACUCGACUCUCAUUCAAUCACUGGAAGCUCAGCGUGUCCAGAGCGUUUUGUUCGAGGAGGGCUCAUCUCAAAUCUUUUUCAACAUGGUUGCCGAGAAAGUGGAAGCCGAGAAAGUGGGAUCCGGAGAAGAAGCAAACACCAUAGCUACUUCGAGCGUGAAGAGUGCUUCUUCUUCUUCUUCUUCUUCUUCUGGCAGAGGCAAAGGCACAGGAGAGAAAACUUGGCAGUUUUGUACGAGGAAGAUCCGGCACGACGAGAGCUACUUGCUGGGAUUGCUGAGAAAUGGAGCUGGCAACGUUGAGUAUAGCUCGGCUCCUCGAUCAUUCAGCUCGGUUGCUGCCUCGGUCAUCGGCACUCUCCUCACUUUGUGGAUCCCGCUCACUCCACUGAUGUGGUUGAUGCACCGGCAGAUCACUGGCAAGGCCGACAUGUCCAAGAAACGAAGGAAGAACAUCCAGAGCGUCAAGUUUGAGGAUGUUGCUGGAGUUGACACUGCGAAAGCCGAGCUUCUCGAGAUAGUGUCUUGUUUGAGAGGAGCCUCGAACUUCCGGAGCUUAGGUGCCAAGUUUCCAAAAGGAGUGCUGCUUAUCGGGCCUCCAGGAACUGGGAAGACGCUUCUCGCUCGGGCACUCGCGGGAGAGGCCGGAGUUCCAUUCUUUGCGGCCUCGGCGAGCGAGUUUGUGGAGAUGUUCGUGGGACGAGGAGCAGCGCGCAUACGAGAGCUUUUCACCGUGGCUCGGAAGCACGCACCGUCGGUGAUCUUCAUUGAUGAGCUCGAUGCUGUCGGAGGACAAAGAGGACGUGGUUUCAACGAUGAGCGGGACCAAACUCUCAACCAGCUCCUGACUGAGAUGGAUGGCUUCGAAUCCGGGACUGGAGUGCUCGUCCUCGCAGCUACAAACCGAGCCGAGGCGCUGGAUCCAGCGCUGUGUCGAGCGGGGCGAUUCUCCAGGAAAGUUUUCGUGAGGGAGCCCGACUUGGAUGGCCGGAGACAAGUUCUCGCUGUUCAUAUGAGGGGCGUUCGUGUAGAAGGCGAUCCGGAAGAGCUCCAGAGAUUUGUAGCGAGCAUCACGCCGGGCUUUGUUGGUGCCGACUUGGCAAACGUGGUGAACGAAGCAGCGCUCUUGGCCGCUCGACGAGGACAAUCUGCUGUCAAUCUCGACAACUUCAGAGAAGCGGUCGAUCGAUCGAAGUAUGGAAUUGGCCAAGAACCAAACUUUUUGAGCGAUUUUGAGAGGAAGGUGUGCGCUCUUGUCCAGAGCGUGAGAGGCGGAAAGGAAGAACGCUACGUUCAAAGCAACACAAUGUAAAGAAAGCCAAGGUUAUAUUAUUUUUUAUCACCCUUCAAACAAAAAGGUUUCAUUUGUUGUU